AUGUUAACAAUAGGAGAUAAAAUCAGUACUUCGAGUAAAUUAUUGGCCCUGAAUCCAUUUAUUGGUACCGACGGUCUAAUUAGAGUAGGAGGCAGGUUAGUAAAUGCCGAUAUAGAUUUUGCCAAGAAACAUCCUAUUCUAUUGGACACAAGGCAUCAUGUGACUUUAUUAUUGCUACAAGAGGAGCAUGUGAGACUGAUGCAUUGUGGACCAAAUCAACUUCUAUAUUCGUUAAGAGAAAAAUAUUGGCCUAUAGCAGGACGCAGACUAGCGCGAUCUGUUGUAAAAGGCUGCAUUACUUGUCGUAAGGCCCAGCCAAUGGGAUGCAAAUAUUUAAUGGGAAAUCUUCCUUCAGAAAGAGUCAACAAAUAUAUUCCUUUCACAAAUGUUGGAUUAGAUUAUGCCGGACCCAUUCUCAUUAAAGAUAGAAAAUUACGAGGGGCAAAAUUAAUAAAAGGGUACAUUUGUUUGUUCAUUUGUAUGAGUACAAAGUGUGUCCACCUAGAGUUGCUUACCGACUUAUCAUCUGAAGCAUUCUUGGCAAUGUUCAAGAGAUUCAUUGGAAGACGAGGUCGACCAUCUCAUUUAUUCUCCGAUAAUGGGACUUCUUUCAUAGGAGCCAAUAAUGAUUUGAAAGGGUUCAUAGAAGCUUAUUCGACUCCUAUAGCUGCUGCACAUACUAACGAAAAUAUAACUUGGCAUUUCAUUCCCCCUAGGGCCCCUAAUUUCGGCGGUCUCUGGGAGUCCAAUAUAAAACAAGUUAAAUAUUAUUUGAAAAGAAUAUUGAAAAAUACUAGCUUAACGUAUGAAGAUAUGAUGACAGUUUUGAUACAAAUAGAAGGUAUACUUAACUCUCGUCCCCUUUGUCCCUUAUCAUCUGAUCCUUCCGAUUUUAAUCGAUGUUUUGAUGAUUGCCACAUGAGUAGACGUAUUUCCGAGUUCUCUUCAAGAUUUAUCGAAUAA
Molecule: messenger RNA, 963 nt
Organism: Harmonia axyridis
Lineage: Eukaryota; Metazoa; Arthropoda; Insecta; Coleoptera; Coccinellidae
Exons: 1
Coding region: 1-963 (320 amino acids)
Biological process (GO): DNA integration
Molecular function (GO): nucleic acid binding
Source: RefSeq, a predicted model, not a curated record